This is a messenger RNA of Globicephala melas (long-finned pilot whale), 1593 nucleotides long. It is a transcript of the gene KCNK17, whose product is annotated as potassium two pore domain channel subfamily K member 17. Gene Ontology annotation, molecular function: outward rectifier potassium channel activity; potassium ion leak channel activity. Gene Ontology annotation, biological process: potassium ion transmembrane transport; stabilization of membrane potential. The record is from RefSeq and is a predicted model, not a curated record. Lineage: Eukaryota; Metazoa; Chordata; Mammalia; Artiodactyla; Delphinidae. Gene Ontology annotation, cellular component: plasma membrane.
CAGGCGUUGGCUAGAGAACGGACCAGCCCAGUUCCUUCCUAGCCCUUCCUUUCCGCUUCAGUCCUGGUCCAUGGCUCCCGGCUCCGGCCUCCCUGCCUUUCCCGCUGAGUGCAGGCGGAGAGCACGGGAGGCGCCCGAGGGCAGGGUCUGGGGCUGCGCGAUGCCGAGCACAUGGCUCCUGCUGCUUGCCUACCUGACUUACUUGGCACUGGGCACCGGCGUGUUCUGGCUGCUGGAGAGCCCCGCGGCGCACGAUUCCAGCGAGAGAUUCCAGCGCGACAAGUGGGCGCUGCUGCGGAACUUCACCUGUCUGGAUGGCCCGGCGCUGGACUCGCUGAUCCGGGGCGUCAUCCAAGCCUACCAAAAUGGGGACAUCGUCCUCAACAACACCACCAGCAUGGGGCGCUGGGAGUUUGUGGGCUCCUUCUUUUUCUCCGUGUCCACCAUCACCACCAUCGGCUAUGGCAACCUGAGCCCCCGCACGAUGGGCGCCCGCCUCUUCUGCAUCUUCUUUGCUCUCGUGGGGAUUCCGCUCAACCUCGUGGUGCUCAACCGACUGGGGCAUCUCAUGCAGCAGGGGGUGCACAGCUGCGCCCGCAUGCUGGGGGUCACCUGGAAGGACCCGGCCAAGGCCCGGUGGCUGGUGGGCUCCAGCGCCCUCCUGUCCGGCCUCCUGCUUUUCCUGCUGCUGCCCCCGCUUCUCUUCUCCCACAUGGAGGGCUGGAGCUACGUGGAGGGCUUCUACUUCUCCUUCGUCACCCUCAGCACCGUGGGCUUCGGCGACUACGUGAUUGGGAGGCCGUUGCUCUGGAAGAGAAGCUUUGGGACAGUUUCCUCCAAGUGCAUCAUGCUAUCACCCCUACCCUCAGAGAGGAGAGAUGUAUCUGAGGAGAGCUGAGCCCACCGUCCCCACAUCUGCCCACCUCAGAGCUCAGAGAAUGAAUUUUGGGUAUGCCCUCUCCUCUCUGUUCCCACUGCCGUUUCCCUAGUCUAGGCAGGGCUGUUGCACAUGGCUGGUUGUACAGGUUGGGCACUGCACAACCCUAACGGGUUGCGAUUCACACAGAGCAUGAUGAGCAUGGCACCUGUGGACUGGUACAGCCUCUGUCCUUGUCCUCCUUUGGCUCUCAUGACCUUUAAAAUGACAAGUGCUAUCAUGUCACCUGCCCAGCUCCUCUGAAAACCUUCAGUGCUUUCCUGCAACAGCUGGCCCCCUCCACUGACUGCCCCCCACCUUACCCCAAGGCUCAAAGGAUGAAACUCAGGAUGUGUCCCCAGUGAUAGUCCUAAACCCACAAGUCCUUGUUCUCUGAGGGUGCCCAUGCAAGGAGGGGGGAGGAGAAGAGGGAAUGGGACCCCCAACUGCAAUCUCUUUGUACCCAUGGAUCACUAGGGCUCCUAAAGUUUGGUCCUAGAUGGGAAUAGCUGACAGCAGGCUCCCCUAGAAGCUUACCUGGAGGAACCUUUAUGGGGUUACUGAGGACACACUCUGUGAGUAUGUCCAGAGGCCCCACAGCCCCCUGAGGGAAGGCAGGGCAGGGGGAGGAGGGGGCAGGCCUCUCUAGACAUGGGCAACCUGGAAAUGUGAAGCAA